AUGGAAAUGCCAGCCGCUGGCAGUAGUCCCGACAGCGUGGACGGCCUUGCAGAGCACCAGCUAGACUUUCGAGACCUGGACGCCUUGACAAGUUUGAUUGGCCAUGAAGCGGUCACGCGGCUGAAACAGCUGCCUACGGAAUUCGCUCGCUUGAAACCUCGCGCCAAGGGGCUGGGAGGACGUGCGAGCGCUCUACGCGUCUCCUCAGUGUUCGUGAGGCGAUACACAGCGGACACGAGGCCUUGGUUUAUGUUCCACCACGACGUGCCUCCGCUCACUGCCAACGUGGCACUCGCAGGUGAUUGCUGCCAUGAGGGCGGACGGCUGUUGGGCCUCUUUGCUAACGCUGUGCAGCUUGUGGAGCGGGAGGAGGGCGAGGUGACCGUGCACGCCAAGGGGCUCCUCCACGGCGUCACCCGAAUGCGCAGCGGUGUGCGGUACUCGCUCAUUAUCUUCUACAGGGAGCGCGAAGGGGUGCGGAGCUUUGUGGACGGGGACGAGGAAUAA
Emiliania huxleyi CCMP1516 is the source of this 507-nucleotide messenger RNA. RefSeq lists its product as hypothetical. The record is from RefSeq and is a predicted model, not a curated record. The transcript is spliced from 4 exons. Bases 1 to 507 code for a protein of 168 amino acids. NCBI's taxonomy places the organism in Eukaryota, Haptophyta, Isochrysidales, Noelaerhabdaceae.